Messenger RNA from Opisthocomus hoazin, 1636 nucleotides. RefSeq names its product LIM domain binding 2 (gene LDB2). The record is from RefSeq and is a predicted model, not a curated record. Lineage: Eukaryota; Metazoa; Chordata; Aves; Opisthocomiformes; Opisthocomidae.
GCCUGGAUGCGUGUGCGUGUGCGCGCUGCUACUUUGUACUGUGAAGAACACCCAGCCCAUGUGCUCUGUAUGGAUGUUGGUGAUACUCCGGGUAGCUUGAGUCUCUGCGAGCAGGCAAGAUGUCCAGCGCACCACAUGACCCUUUCUAUUCUUCUCCUUUUGGCCCGUUUUACAGGAGACACACGCCGUACAUGGUGCAGCCCGAGUACCGAAUCUAUGAAAUGAACAAGCGGCUGCAGUCGCGGACGGAGGAUAGUGACAACCUCUGGUGGGAUGCCUUUGCAACUGAAUUUUUUGAAGAUGAUGCAACCUUAACCCUUUCAUUUUGUUUGGAAGACGGACCAAAGCGAUACACAAUUGGAAGGACCCUCAUUCCUCGUUAUUUUAGCACUGUCUUUGAAGGAGGUGUAACAGACCUGUAUUACAUUCUCAAGCACUCAAAAGAGUCAUACCACAACUCAUCCAUCACAGUGGACUGUGAUCAAUGCACCAUGGUCACUCAGCAUGGAAAACCCAUGUUUACCAAGGUAUGCACAGAAGGACGUCUUAUCUUGGAGUUUACUUUUGAUGAUCUUAUGAGAAUAAAAACAUGGCACUUUACUAUUAGACAGUACAGAGAAUUAGUCCCACGCAGCAUUCUAGCCAUGCAUGCACAAGACCCUCAGGUGCUGGAGCAGCUGUCCAAAAACAUCACUCGAAUGGGUCUGACAAACUUCACCCUCAACUACCUCAGGUUGUGUGUAAUACUGGAGCCAAUGCAGGAACUGAUGUCAAGACAUAAAACUUACAAUCUAAGUCCUCGAGACUGCUUGAAGACGUGCUUGUUUCAAAAAUGGCAAAGAAUGGUGGCCCCACCAGCAGAACCCACAAGACAACCGACAACCAAACGGAGAAAAAGGAAAAACUCUACCAGCAGCACUUCCAACAGCAGUGCUGGGAACAACACAAAUAGUACCAACAGCAAGAAAAAGUCAGCUGCUGCAAACCUGAGUCUAUCAAGUCAGGAUGUGAUGGUGGUAGGAGAACCAACUCUGAUGGGAGGCGAAUUUGGGGACGAAGAUGAAAGGCUUAUCACUAGAUUAGAGAACACACAGUAUGAUGCAGCAAAUGGCAUGGAUGAUGAAGAAGAUUUCAACAAUUCACCUGCACUGGGAAAUAACAGCCCGUGGAACAGCAAACCUCCUGCUAACCAGGAGACUAAACCUGAAAACCCCACACCGCAAGCUUCCCAAUAGGUUGUUCUGCAGCCGUACCCACUGCAGUGUACGUCGGUGGGUUAUUAAUUCCUGUUUCACAGCAUUCUUCAAAACAAAAUUUUAAAAACCACCUUUCAACAGAUACAGUAUCUAUUUCUAAACUAAAGCUAUCUGAUUUUUUUUAAUUAAGGAAAAACUCUUGUAUAAGCUUUCAUAUACAUUUCUUGGAGGCAUUCACAUGCAACAUGAUACUGGCACUGACCUCAAUUAAAAUAAUUGAAAAUUAAAUAGCAUCUCAUGGCAAAUUUCUGACAAUGCAUUUUGUUGGAAAGGGUUGUGUUUUUCCUCUUCAAACAAUGGCCAUAUUUUAACAAGUCAUCAGUGCUCAGGAUCUCAUUAACUAUGAGUAACUAUGUAUAACUUUUUACAAUUGUAAUAUA